CGGGUGGCUGGGGUAGCUUUAAAGCAACACUCGCGCGUGUCGGCCUGCCAUGGGCCAGCUGUUCGGCAAAAAGCCCCACCAGGGGCCUCCGCCCAAUGUGGACCAGGAUGACAUGGCGCUGCUGGACCUCAAGGCCCAGCGGGACCAGCUGCUGGCCUCGCGGCGCCGCGUGGAGGCGAGGGCGCAGAAGGCCUACGAGGUGGCCAGGCAGCUGGUCGCCAAAGACCAGAGGAACCAGGCGUUGCUGGCGCUGCGGCGGCAGAAGCAGCAGAAGCAGCUGGCAGAGGAGUGCCAGAACCACCUGAACAAGCUGGAGGAGAUGAUCUUCAGCAUCGAGAUGGCGCAGACCACCAAAGGCACCGUGGAGGCUUUGAAGACCGGCGUGGCCAUGAUGAAGCGCAUCCAGAAAGAAGUCGGAGGCGUGGACCAAGUCCAGAGACUGCUUGGAGAACAGGAGGAGGCCAUGGAGGCUCAGCAGGAGAUCAACGCCCUGCUGGCCGGAGGUGGAGCCGCGGCAGACGACGCCGACAUGCUGGCGGAGUUUUCCAAAAUGCAGGAAGAGGCCACUCUGGACGCCCUGCAGAAGAACGGCUCGGAAGAGGUCGCUGAGCCAGCGCCUGCUGCGCCCGCUGCGCCCGUGGAGACGCCGGAAGAGGAGGAGGUGACGGCUGCACAGCCAGAGGCGCCCGCAAGCCCGGUGAGCGCCGCGCCCAGCGCAGCGCCCAAAGCAAGCCCAGAGAUCGCAGCUCCCACAGCACGGAUCUUGGAGCCUGCGUGAGGAAAUCCAAUCCGCGGCACAAGGCAGAAAUUCAAAAAACGCCGCCUGAACGUCUCC
Effrenium voratum is the source of this 835-nucleotide messenger RNA. Lineage: Eukaryota; Dinophyceae; Suessiales; Symbiodiniaceae. The record is from the annotation of a GenBank genome assembly.